This is a messenger RNA of Aspergillus wentii DTO 134E9, 354 nucleotides long. Its product is annotated as LSM domain-containing protein. Lineage: Eukaryota; Fungi; Ascomycota; Eurotiomycetes; Eurotiales; Aspergillaceae. The transcript has 2 exons. Gene Ontology annotation, cellular component: NatC complex. Bases 1 to 354 code for a protein of 117 amino acids. The record is from RefSeq and is a predicted model, not a curated record.
AUGGACGAAAACCGGGCUGUCCAAUAUCUCGACUCAUUGAUAGGCCAGACGUUGCGAGUGCACACGACCGAUACACGCAUAUUCGUGGGCACGUUCAAGUGUACAGAUGCGGCACGCAAUAUUAUCCUCGCAUGCACAUACGAGUACCGCUUCCCCACACCAUCGACUGUUCGAGACGCUGCCUCCAAUACGAAUAACCAAGAGUCUGCGACCAGUGUCGACUCGAAAAACAUCAAAGUGAAUAUGACGAGUCGACUAAUAGGUCUCGUGGUCGUCCCCGGACAACAUAUUACAAGGAUCGAGUUGGAAGAAACGCCUGAGCAAGCCCACGUACGGAGGGCGCUCAAGAAGUAG